CCCUGAGGGACGGGCGCAUCAGCCGCGGGUUUGGCGCCCGUGGGACGGAAGGUGACGGGUACCAUGAUCCCAGAGGACGUCCAGAAGCUCCUGGAAGAUGCUGAGGGCUACCUGGCAGAUGGGCUGCAGAAUGAGAAGCUGAGUGCUAAAGCAAGAGAGCAGAGGGAUGCGAUUCUCCUUGGCUUCCAGCAAGUCAAAGCCAGGUACCACUUGGACUUUCUGCCUCGAGGAGAGGAUCAGUGUGAUGCUGGCUUUGGACAGGACAGUUGUGAUGAAAAUCAGAGCUGGGGUUUUGCCCCUUCCAUGACGUCUGAUGCUUCACUUCCAUCGGACUUGCAGGAUGAUGGAGGGGAGGAGAUGACACCCAGGUCCGUCCAAGAUACAGGGAACAUUUUGAAGCAAGGCUACCUGGAGAAGAAGUCCCGAGAGCACAGCUUCUUUGGGUCCGAGUGGCAGAAGCGCUGGUGUGUCCUCAACAGAAGCACCUUUUACUACUACGCCAGUGAGAAAAGCAAGCAACCUAAAGGCACCUUCUCCAUUGAGCACUACGGUGCCCGCCUGGCUCCCCAUCUCCGCAAGGACUCUCGGAGAAGAUGCUGCUUUGAGUUAACCUGCUCUGGCAAACGCACCUACGAGUUCACAGCCCCAAGCCCAGCAGAGGCUGAAGAAUGGGUGGAUCAGAUCCAGUUCCUCCUGAAGGACCUGAGCUCCUUCACUAUCCCCUGUGAUGAAGAGGAUGAAGAGGAGCUCUACAACGACGUGGACAGUUCUGAGUCUGUGACCACGGUAUCCCAUAAUACUACUCUGAAUCAAGACGGGCCAAAUGUUGAGAUGGAAGAGGAUGACAUCUAUGAGGUUUUGCCAGACGAGGAGCUCGAUCCCCCCUUCCCAGAGUACAGCAAGGACGCAGGGAGCAGGCAGAGAAGCGAGGGUCCCUGGCAGGAUUAUGCCCAUUACUACCAAGGCCUAUGGGACUGCAGCAGCGAGCAUCCCGACGAGCUCUCCUUCCACCGCGGAGACCUCAUCUACAUCCUCAGCAAGGAGUACAACGUGUACGGAUGGUGGGUUGGAGAGCUCAACAACGCGGUCGGGAUCGUCCCAAAGGAUUACCUGGCAGCUGCCUAUGACCUGGAGGAGCAAUGAGGAGCCAUCAGCCCAGGUGCUUCUCUCUCCUUGACCAUGCUGAGAUACCACUGACAGUGUCCCCAUCACCCUACAGGCACCCGUUGCAUGAAGAGACCCACGUCCCAUCACCAGAGCCCUGCCCUGUGGUACCCACAGCAGCGCCAUCAGGGCACAGUGGGGCACGGGGGGUGGCACCCCACAAUAAAGCCGUUCUCCUCUCCAUGUUUGGCUGCUCCAGUCUUUGCCGUGGGGCCGGAGCUGGGUGCAAGCAGCGCCUUUUCGCCCCCAGCCCCAGCUCUGAGCAUCCCCUGGUGUGGUCCAGGCCUGUUGGGAUCCCCACGGCCGAGGAUUAACCCGGUACAUCCCGAUCCUCCUCCUCCUCCUCCCGCACUUGGCUGAAGGGCCACUAGAUGGUGGUAGGUACCUGCAGACCGCGGCCUUCCCGGGGAGGGUGCAGAGCCCUCCCGGGGCUGCACCGGAGCAGGAGCAUCGCCCGCAGGGUGAGCCCGGGUACCGGCACCGGCGUGCGGGUGUUUGGAUGGGGGGGACCCGUUGGUGCCCGGUUCAGAACAGGCGGGGUUGUUGGACCUGGAGAAGAGAAGGCUCCUGAAGGGGAGACCUUAGAGCAGCUCCAGUGCCUAAAGGGGCUGCAGGAAACCGGGAGAGGGGCU
Messenger RNA from Pezoporus occidentalis (night parrot), 1796 nucleotides. RefSeq names its product src kinase associated phosphoprotein 1 (gene SKAP1). Lineage: Eukaryota; Metazoa; Chordata; Aves; Psittaciformes; Psittacidae. The transcript is spliced from 13 exons. Bases 64 to 1143 code for a protein of 359 amino acids. The record is from RefSeq and is a predicted model, not a curated record. Gene Ontology annotation, molecular function: protein binding. Gene Ontology annotation, cellular component: plasma membrane; cytoplasm.